Nycticebus coucang (slow loris) is the source of this 1080-nucleotide messenger RNA. Its product is annotated as transcription elongation factor A protein-like 2. The record is from RefSeq and is a predicted model, not a curated record. Bases 168 to 899 code for a protein of 243 amino acids. NCBI's taxonomy places the organism in Eukaryota, Metazoa, Chordata, Mammalia, Primates, Lorisidae. The transcript has a single exon.
CCCCAGUGGAGGAGAACAGCGAGCCGGCUUCCUCAAGCCCAAGGCAGCACAGGACUAAUCCAGGUCCCCGCAGGUCUCCGUGUCUGUUCCCGGCACUCUGCGAGGCCUGAGGAGGAGCAACCUGUCCAGAAUCUCUGCAGGAUACAAAAAAGAGGGGAAAUCUCAACAUGGAAAAACUCUACAAUGAAAAUGAAGGAGUGCCUUCACACCACCAAAUGAUGGAAAAUGAGGAACAGCCACAGCAUGAAGGAAAGCUAGAAAGUCUGGAAAAUAAGAAUUUAGAAAAUGAAGGAAAGACAGAAAACAAAGGACAGACAGAAGAUGAAGAAAUAGAGAAUAAAGAAAAAUCAGAGAAUGAGGGAAAGGCAAAAGAAGGAAAGCCAGAGAGUGAGGGGAAGUCAGAAAGUCAGGGAAAGCCAGAGGCAGAAAAUCCAGAGAGUGUUGGAAAGCAGGAGCAGGAGAGAAAACCACAGAGUGAGGGAGAGGCAGAAAAUCCAGAGAGUGUUGGAAAGCAGGAGCAGGAGAGAAAACCACAGAGUGAGGGAGAGCCAGAUAGUGAGGAAGAGCCAGAGAGUGCAACAGGGGCUGCAAGAAAGCGUCCAGCUGAGGAUGACAUACCCAGGAAAGCCAAAAGAAAAACCAACAAGGGGCUGGCUCAGUACCUUAAGCAAUAUAAAGAGGCCAUCCAUGAUAUGAAUUUCAGCAAUGAGGACAUGAUAAGAGAAUUUGACAAUAUGGCUAGGGUGGAGGAGAAAAGGAGAAAAAGCAAACAGAAGUUAGGGGCAUUUUUAUGGAUGCAAAGAAAUUUACAAGACCCCUUCUAUCCCAGGGGCCCAAGGGAAUUCAGGGGUGGCUGUAGGGCCCCAAGAAGAGAUACUGAAGACAUUCCUUAUGUGUAGGGUCCAUGCAGGCAUUUACCAGGCUCUGUGCUUUAACCUUACCAUUUUGCUUUAGGCACCUCUCUUAUUAUCAGCAGCCUUUUAACUCAACUGCAAGGUUUGCUUUAGAUUUCAGUAGCCAAUUUUCACCAUGUUCAUUGCAAAGAUGUCAUGAUUCUUGAAAAAAAUAAAGCAGCUUAUA